This is a messenger RNA of Lachancea meyersii CBS 8951, 2358 nucleotides long. The record is from the annotation of a GenBank genome assembly. NCBI's taxonomy places the organism in Eukaryota, Fungi, Ascomycota, Saccharomycetes, Saccharomycetales, Saccharomycetaceae.
AUGAAAUCCACGAUGAGGACUCAAAGAAGGCCGUCUCUUCUCUUUGAAGCCGAUGAAGAACCUACGGGAGCAAGGAAAUUUCGUUCACCGAGCGGGACUGUAGAAAACUCACUGGAUAACACAGAUAUGGUAGCGUUAACUACUUCUUUCGACAAGCAGAUUUCAGACGGUCAUCCAAUGUACUUCGAGCCCAGUGCAAUCUCCGACGGAAGAGACCUAUCGGGCUCUGCAGGUAAUGUGGAGUACUGUACGAAAGUGAAUAUUGAGGGGAAGAAGGGAUUUGAAUUUAUGAAGCACCUGAGAACCAGGUACCUGAAAGCGUCUGCUCAGGAUGCAUCGUCUAAUCUGAAAAAUGACUCAAAUCAUUGGUUUCUGUAUCCAAAGCCACUGCCCAAAUUCUGGAAAUUCGAAAAUGACAAACGGCUCCAGGAGAAGUCCGACGACAAUGAUAUGCAAGGCUAUUUUGGUACGCGCGCUACGGACGAGCAUUCAUCCUCCGAUGACAGGAUCAAAUUACAUUACACAGGUCAGUUUUUCAAACUUUCUCAUUAUGCUACUGAACUGGAAAAGUUCAGAGUGACGCGAGGUUACUCUCCAGAGGCAACCGAUUACGAAGCUGUACUGGCAGAAAUUCCCCCAAUCUCUCACUUUGGCCAACAUUUCGAAAAAUGUCUAGAUUUCCUCACAACAGAAGAAUUGGAUCGACAGGCAGUGAAACGAACCGAGUAUUUGUUACACAGGUACGACCUCUUCCAACAGCUACAAGGGCGCUCGGAAGUCCGUGAGAGCAGACUGGUUCCCCAUCGGGACUUUUAUAACAUUCGCAAAGUCGACCAGAACUACCUGCUUAGCGGUUGCCUCUCUCAGCGGCAGCUAAACGAUUUCAUCUGGGAAAAGUUGAACCUAGAACCAACUAGAGUUGUUUACGUCAACUCAAAUGGAUCACAUUUCACUUUGCGUCAGAUUUUCUGCCAUGGGGCGGAUGCUACACGCAACGAAGACGCAUCCAUCGGGCUCAAAGCCGUCGAUGACCUGUUUCUGGACUGGUACCGGACUGUUUAUCUUUCCGGGACCCAUGUAACUGGUGCUGACCCGGAGCCACCUAGUCCCAAGUAUCUGGCCAUAGCUCGCACUUUUUUAGAGUUUGACAACAUUAUUGGCGGCGAAUAUUUCGCAGAAAUUGUAAUCAGGUAUGUGAUUCAGUCUUUCGAAAAGAGCAAGUAUCAAAUAGCUCAACUUUCGGUUGAUUUCGAAUUUGGCGGUGAUUGGUGGGCAAAGUUUAUUGAGUGGGUAACAAGAUGGAAUCUUAUCUCUUAUAACAUCCGCUGGAACAUCAGAUUUAGCAGGUGUUAUACCAAGCUCUAUGCGGCCAAAAAAGUACAAAGUUUUCAAGACUAUUUGAAUCAAAUCUUUCGGCCGCUUCUCGACGUUGAAAGCUCGCAAAACAUCAAACUUCAGUAUGUUCUUUCCACGGUGUGCUGUUUUGAUGUGGUGACUAGUGAUACCGACGACUACAUCUGGAAAUCAUUCCUCGAACCGCAGUCAACUAUUCCCACCCAAUGGGACUCUACGGCCGAUAAUCCUCCCGUCGCAUACUACAUGUUCUACAUCUACCAAUACCUGAAGGUGCUCAAUCAGAAAAGAAAAAACGGGGGACAGAACACCAUCGCUCUGCGCAACAAUUGUCCGGUCACCGAAAGCCGUGUUUCCCAAUUUUGUAAGGGAUUGAGCAUUACUGAGCAGUUUGAAUCACUCAUCUGCAAUUUUUUGCUGUGUGAGGGAGGGCUUCUUCAAGCCGAGCCACUGUGGCAAGUAUCUCCGUCAAUUCUGUAUUUGUACUAUUUGUUCCAGAUUCCAGUGAUUGUGUCCCCCUUGUCGUCAGUUUCUCUGCUUCUAGAGCAGGGCCACACCCUUAGAAGGGAAAGAGCCCAAAUGGUCAAUAGAGAUGUCACAGCGCCGUCCACCAAAACCUACAGUGGAAAUCCCUUCAUGCAAAUGCACAAAAUGGGGCUCAGAGUAGUUUUGUCGAGCAGUUCUGUUCUCUUCAAUUGCUCUUACACCAUGGAACCCAUUAUCGAAGAAUAUAGCGUCGCUGCGAGUAUUUACCUUCUUACCAGUGCUGAUAUGUGUGAACUCGUGCGCGACAGUGUAUUAACGAGCGGUUACGAAGGCUUUUACAAAGCGCACUGGAAUGGGGUGCGCUUAUCCGAGGCAAGCUUUUUUAGCGAGGAGAUCGGAGCAACUGACGUCUGGUACGAUCAAGAGCCUGAUACGUGCUAUAAGCACAAUGUUCCCAACGCCCGCAGACUAUAUCGCAGGAAUUGUCUUGAUAGAGAAUGGGAAUUUGUUUGCUCCUGA